Molecule: messenger RNA, 1111 nt
Organism: Micropterus salmoides (largemouth bass)
Lineage: Eukaryota; Metazoa; Chordata; Actinopteri; Centrarchiformes; Centrarchidae
Gene: nudcd2
Product: NudC domain containing 2
Exons: 4
Coding region: 157-630 (157 amino acids)
Biological process (GO): protein folding
Cellular component (GO): cytoplasm
Source: RefSeq, a predicted model, not a curated record
UGGACAGAAUAACAACAGUUGAUGUGAGAAGCAGUCGAUAAAGAUUGACCGAGUAGCGAAAUGUUAGCAUAAUUUCUCUGCCAGCCAGAUAUAGUGUAGCUUGCUAAGGUAGCUAGCUGGCGUUAGCCGACCAGUCAGCCGGUUUGAAGCCGCAGCAUGUCAGUGCACUUCGAGGAGAGGAGCGGUGUCGUGCCCUGCAAGACACCCUGGGGAUCCUGGUAUCAGACCAUGGACGAGGUUUUCAUCGAAGUCAACGUGCCUCAGGGGACGUGUGCUAAGGACGUCAAGUGCCUUUUGGGGACCCGAGACAUCGAGCUGCGUGUCAAAGGGGACGAGAUAUUCAAGGGAAAGUUGUUUGACACAACUGUGUCAGAUGAGGCUACAUGGACACUUGAGGACAAGUGUCUCAUCCAGAUCAUUCUGAUGAAGACUAACAGAGAGGCAGGGAACUGCUGGUCCUCCCUGCUGGAGGGGGAGUACUGUGCAAACGCCUGGGUCCAGGACCAGAUGCAGAGAAAGCUCACACUGGAGAGGUUCCAGCGGGAGAAUCCCGGAUUUGACUUCAGCGGCGCAGAGAUCUCUGGGAAUUUCGCUGGUGGCGGUCCGGACUUUUCCAGUUUACAGAAGUGACUGAUGCCAUGAUCUCAAACCUGUUACAUGUUGGAGAUGUCACUUCUACCCGAACACUACUGAGGACAUCCAGAACAUGCAGAGGAGCAGCGUGUUCAUCAGCUCUCCUGCGAGAAAAACAUUUGCCUUCAGAACUGAGCGGUUUACCAGACUGUUGUUAGACAGAGACACUUUUCACAGAGCAGCCCCGUCUGGUUUCUCUUGGCUGUGAGGGACAGAUUUUAUUUAGGCCUAAUUUGGCAACUUCAUGGGAACUGUUCUAUCUGCUUGUAAGAAGCCUGUGAGAUGGGCUGUUUUUUAAUAAUAAGAAUGCACACAGCAAUAGCUUUUCAAUAAAGUUUUAUUGAAAGGUUUAAGCACAUAGGUUAACCAGAUGGUGUACUCAAUUAGCCAUUCUGAACACAUUUUUAUUUUAGUCACUAAAACAAACUUAAACUAGACAGGGAACCUGGCAAAUAAAAAUGCAAUCCACAUUUCAAUC